Messenger RNA from Ictalurus punctatus (channel catfish), 4126 nucleotides. RefSeq names its product coiled-coil domain containing 57 (gene ccdc57). Bases 703 to 3759 code for a protein of 1018 amino acids. The transcript has 22 exons. Lineage: Eukaryota; Metazoa; Chordata; Actinopteri; Siluriformes; Ictaluridae. The record is from RefSeq and is a predicted model, not a curated record.
ACGUCACUGUGAACACAGGAACAGGAAUGUUUGAGUCAUGCUGGGUCAGCUGAGGAUAAACCUGCAAUGUGAUAAUGCAAUGAUUUUUAUCACUGACUAAAAUCUGACUCAUUAUGAUACGGCUAUUUCCAUUUCAAUAACUAUUGGACAUCUUAUUAGAGACCUGGUGCACAGGUCGUGGUUUCUAAUCCUUCUGUUCUUGAAGGUUGUGCAAUUAUUCAUACAAUUGUAAGUAGUACCAUCCAUAGGCACACGUUAAUAUGUCGGUUCACAGAAAAACAAACAAGACACAAUCCCGGUUGUACAAACGCGGAACUCCUUAUCUCGACUAGAAGUUUCAUACGGAAUUUCCUUCCGGCGAACCUCUAGGGCUGCUGUUCUCAUAGGAACAAAACUGACGGAGUGCACACAAAGCUGUUGUAGAAUAAAUGGUAAUUGUGUCUUUUUCUUUCCCCAGCUACCUUCGGCAGUCUUUGUGGUUUGUGAUGACUUGUGAAAAGUAAACACACAGUUUGAGUUCACCCAGAAAGAAAGUGCUAAAGGCUCAAAGUGCACAGAAUGCUGUUGGAUGUUCAGUUCAUCAACAGAGAGACCGAAGUACUCUAAAAGCCUAUAAAUGUCAUUUUAUGGUCAUUUGUGUAUUUCAGGUUUCUACAUUGAGGGCAGUUUGAACCAUGUCCUGAUGUUCAGCCUUUAAAAGCCAUGCAGGACAGUGAGGAUCUUGAGGCCCAGUUAGCUUCUAAGGAGAGGGAAUGGAAAGAGCUUCAGGCCUUGCGUAUUCAGCAGCUGGAGACUGCACUGUCUGAGGCCACCAGUGAACUUUCCACCCAGAGAGAGCACUUCCUGCGUUUGCGGGAUGAUUUCCAGUACAACCUGCGUGUGCUGGAGGAGCGGGACCGAGAGCUGGAGCGCUACGAUGCGAUGGCUGUCCGUGUCCAGACUGAAGACAGUGCCCGGCAGACGGAGCUCAGUGAGCUGAGCAUCCAGCUAGCCAAACUGCAGGAUGCCCUGGGAGAAGGAAAAAAGCAAUACGAAGAUUUGCAGGCUCAGUAUCAGAAGAGGGGAGUAGAGCACCGGAUACAGAUGGAGAGAGUGUACAGUCUGAAGGAGGGUGAGAUUCAGACACUCAGAGAAGAGAACGAGACACUGAGACGUGACCUCCAACGGCGAAUCCAGGCAUCAGAUGGGGAGUUGGCACUACAAAAACAGGAAAUGUUAGCAGACUUCGACAGCGAGAUGCGAAAACGGGAACAUGAGUUCAACCUGAGACUGGAUGAGAUGCGUAACGUUGUGCUGUCUCAUGAGCUCAAGGUGCAGCUUCUGAAUAAAGAGUUGGAUGUUCAUGCCAAAGGCCGUAACGAGGCUGUCGAGGCACUGCAGCUGUCUGAGCACCUCUGUCAACAAGCACAGAAAGAGAUCCUUCAAAGAGACUGGGAUCACAGGAACACAUCUGCAGUCAAAGACUCAAAGAUACAAGGGCUUGAGGAAAAAAUGACCCAAAUGAAGGCUAAACAUAAAAAAGCAGAAGAAGUCAGCAACAGGAAGCAUGCAGAGUUGGAGCGCAGGGCCCGAGAGAGAGAAAUGGCUCUGGAGGCCAUGAAGGAGGCUCACUUCUCUGACCUGCAGGAGGAGAAAAAGAAAGCCACGCAUCUCCAGAUGCAGCUGGACAGCCUGGUCCUGGAACAGGAGAGGAGAGAUAAAAAACAUGCAGAUGAGAUGUCACACAGAGAGCAGCAGAUCCAGGAGCUCCAUGCGCAGCUAGAGAAAACACAGGCCAGCUGGGAUGCUUACAUCACACAGGUCUCUAAAGAAACAGUUGCCAAGGACACGGAGCUGCUGUCUGCGUUGGACAGACAGGCCAAAAUCAGAGCAGAGCUGGAGAAAUGUAAAGAGGAUUCAGAGAGGUAUAAGCAGCAGUUGGCCAAUGCUGUUCAGAGGGAACAGGCUCUGGAGCAGAAGCGUGUGCAGUUGGAGCUGGACUGGGAGCGGCGCUGUGAGGAUGUACGUGCUGAACACUACCUCAGGAGUGAGGAGCUUAUCCACGGGCUGACCCAGUCCAGAGAAAAGGUAAAUGCUGAAUUGAUGGAGAAGGAGCAAGAGCUGCAGGAAACAGUUGCUUUGCUAAGGAGCGUGACCAUAGAGAGAGACCAGGCUCUGCGUGGACUUACCUCAAACACAGCUUCUCAGGUAAUUGGAGUGGAAAGCAGCAGUUUUCCUUCAGAGGAGAUCCGGCGGCUCCAGCAGCAGAACAGUAGCCUGCGGGAGGUGGUAACUGAGAUGAGGAGACAAAUGGAGACUCUCAGCACAGAAGUAGCCCUACCUCAGAAUCCAAUGACAACUCAGCACAGUGACCCUAUACCCUCCUCCACUGCAGGAAUUACAGAAUACAACCAGGCACUAGAAGAGGAACUACAAAACCUGAAGGCUAAAUGUAGACGUCUUGAAGAUCAAUUAGAAGAAACGUCUAAGACAACAAAUCGCAUUCCCACUUCUACAAGUGUGCUUCCUGUUUCCCCUGAUAAUGCCUACCUUCAAAACCACAUCAGAUCCCUUAAUGAAACUAUAGGUGGACUGCGAGCUGAAAAAGUAGCCAGCGCUGCUGCUUUGAAGAAACAGGAAGUGAGGCUGGCCCACUUGGAAUCAAUUGUGACUCAAGUCACACAGCAGUGUCACUCAAGACAAAUGGAGAACGAAGUGCUACGAUUAGAACUGGCAAAUCAAAAAAGAGGAGCAGCAGCUGAAGAGGCAAGCUUGAAGCAGAGGUUGACUGCUGCAGAGAUGCAGCUAGAGGAGGUGAAAAGAGAGGCAGAAGAGUACCAAAAAGGCAGCGUUCUUCAUAAUCUGCAGACAGUUGCACUGGGCAACCAGGUGUCUGCACUGAAACUGGACAUUGCAAGCAGGAGAGAGCCCAUCAUACAUACACAGAGCGAGAUGGUGAAGCAGCUUCAGGAGGAGAAUCUCAGCUUGAGACAGCAGCUGCUGUUACAGGAUACUGGCAGAGGACAUGAUCUUGGCAAUCCCCGUCAGCUCCAAACCAAACUUAAGCAGGCAGCUCGUUUGAUAUCUCGCCUCAGCCAGGACAAACAGCAGCUCAUAGAGAUGGGCAACAGACUCAGGGCUCAGCUGAUAGAGUCAGGGUUGGAUGAUUUGCAGCAUUCUGAAACAAGGUCCAAACCUAGCCUUUGUGAGAAAGAAACCUCUAAAGAUGAAUCUGAUGCCCAACCACAUGGUCGUUUAUCUGCCCUGGAACAACUUCAGUACAAGCUUACCAAUCAGGAACUGCAGUAUGCUCAGAGAGAUCAGAGUAAGAAAAAUCCCGUUACAGUUCGUCCCCUGUCUGGGAGUGGUGCCAGUGACACCAACCCAUGGGACCUGCCAACAAGAGUUAGAGUCCAGCAUGGAUUCAGUAAAGAGAACACUCCCCCUGUUCAUUCUCAGUCCAAGGGCCCAGUUCAUCAGGCCAACUCUCCUCAAACCCUGCUGUCCUCCGUGGGUACUGAUGAGUCACUGCAGGAUGUGUGGAAGAUGCUGGAGCAUGGCUUGAGUCCCACAAUGCUCACUCCUAGUAACAGUGAGGACCAAGCCAGAGCCGAAGAGCACAGAAACACGCCACGUCCCGGAUUACCAGUUAGGGUUCAGGGCUCGAAAGCAGCGAUCCAGGAAAGAAAGAAACAAGCCAGAACUACAUCUGAACCUGGUAAAAAGGCAAGGCCUGCUGGUAAAGCAAUCAAUAUUCGAAAUUACAACAUUAAAGACUGAAACUAAGCAGGUACAAAAUGUGCCAUCUCAACGACAUUUUGAAAUUAAUAUUUAACAAACCCGAUUUUAAUGAUUUGCCAUCACAUGGACCAUGUUAAAUUACAACUUCAUAUAAAGCAGAUAUCACAUAGAUGUUGAAAUGUGAGAUCAGUAGCCUUUCCUUAACUCUAAAUGAGGGUUACACACUGCACAUACUGUAAAUGGUACAUAAGAUCACCAUUAUUACAUAAAUACUGCACUGGGGGAAACCAUGGAAAUUGAACAAGAACAGCUGUAAGUUUUCAGAUAAGAUUGUUUUGGCUAAGCAAUGUGAAGUCAUUGAAAAUUAAAUAUUUUGGUAAUAAUAAAAUAUUUUUAUACUCAAUAA